Diorhabda sublineata is the source of this 595-nucleotide messenger RNA. Its product is annotated as peritrophin-1-like. Gene Ontology annotation, cellular component: extracellular region. The transcript is spliced from 3 exons. Gene Ontology annotation, molecular function: chitin binding. NCBI's taxonomy places the organism in Eukaryota, Metazoa, Arthropoda, Insecta, Coleoptera, Chrysomelidae. The coding region runs from base 50 to 496 and encodes 148 amino acids. The record is from RefSeq and is a predicted model, not a curated record.
AAUUGAAUUAUUUGUUUGUGCUAAGAUAUCGAUUUUUGUAUCUAAGAAAAUGAAUUUCGAUCUUAAAUUCAUUUUUCUUCUAAGUCUGUUCGUGUUAACAGUAAGAAGCGAGGAGGAUUCUGAAUGCACGACUGAAGAUGCUGAUAUCUACGUACCCAGUAGCGAUUGUACCAAAUUCUGGCAGUACUCUAACGGUAAAGCAAUUUUGAUGGAAUGUCCAAGUGGUCUCUUAUUCAACGUUGAUACUAUUCAGUGCGAUUGGCCAGAAAAUGUAGAUUGUUCAAAUGUUAGCAGUACUACUACACAGAGUAGUGAUGAUGAAGAAAUUGCUCCUGAAUGUUCAUCGGACGAUUCCGAGAGUUACAUCCCUAAUAGUGAUUGUACUAAAUUUUGGCAGUGUUCUGAUGGUCGAGCAAUUUUACAAGAAUGUCCAAGUGGUCUUUUGUUCAACAACAAUACGAAUUAUUGCGAUUGGCCAGAUCUUGUCGUUUGUUAAAUAAUAUGCAUACAAAUGUAUUAAAUGUAUAUCUAUGUAAAUCACUGUAAUGAAUAUUUUGACUCUUUGAUAUUUAUUUCAAUAAAGAUUUGAAAUGUC